Molecule: messenger RNA, 1041 nt
Organism: Caenorhabditis elegans
Lineage: Eukaryota; Metazoa; Nematoda; Chromadorea; Rhabditida; Rhabditidae
Gene: hst-3.2
Product: Sulfotransferase domain-containing protein
Exons: 4
Coding region: 8-883 (291 amino acids)
Molecular function (GO): sulfotransferase activity
Source: RefSeq, marked reviewed
UUUCAGGAUGAAGUACCGUCUUCUCCUCAUUCUCCACUUGAUAGACUUAAUAUCAUGCGGAGUUAUACCUAAUACUUCCAAAAAGCGAUUCCCGGACGCAAUCAUUGUUGGCGUGAAGAAGUCUGGAACUCGAGCCCUUUUGGAAUUUCUUCGAGUCAAUCCGCUGAUCAAGGCGCCUGGUCCCGAAGUUCACUUUUUUGAUAAAAAUUUCAACAAAGGACUGGAAUGGUACAGGGAACAAAUGCCGGAAACCAAAUUUGGAGAGGUGACGAUUGAAAAAAGUCCGGCGUAUUUCCACAGCAAAAUGGCUCCGGAGAGAAUCAAAUCUUUAAAUCCGAACACUAAAAUCAUAAUUGUGGUUCGAGACCCAGUGACAAGAGCAAUAUCUGACUACACACAAUCAUCGAGUAAGCGAAAGCGAGUUGGCCUGAUGCCAAGUUUCGAAACAAUGGCGGUUGGAAAUUGUGCUAACUGGCUCCGAACAAACUGUACCACAAAAACACGCGGAGUCAAUGCUGGAUGGGGAGCAAUCAGAAUCGGGGUCUACCAUAAGCACAUGAAACGAUGGUUGGAUCAUUUCCCAAUUGAGAACAUCCAUAUUGUAGAUGGAGAAAAACUUAUUUCAAAUCCAGCGGAUGAAAUCAGUGCAACCGAGAAAUUUUUAGGCUUAAAGCCAGUAGCCAAACCUGAAAAAUUCGGAGUGGAUCCAAUCAAGAAGUUUCCUUGCAUCAAAAAUGAAGAUGGCAAACUGCACUGCCUUGGUAAAACAAAGGGAAGACAUCAUCCAGACGUUGAGCCAUCGGUUCUAAAAACAUUGAGAGAAUUCUAUGGACCUGAGAACAAAAAGUUUUAUCAAAUGAUCAACCACUGGUUUGAUUGGUAGAUCAAUUUUUUUUCAUCUUGUUUUAUUUUGUAGCUAGUCAUUGUCUUGAACUUGCCCGUGUUCCUGUUGAAUUUCUUUUUUUAUCGGUUGAUUUUUACGGGUUUCUAUUAAAUUUGUUUUACUUUUUUUAAAACAAGAAUAAAAUAGUUAUAAAAAAU